UGGCACUGGCACUUGGGAUUUUUCGAUGAGAAUCAGCUGCGCCCCGGUAAAAUGGCAGGAAUGUUGACACGAUGGAAGUGUUGUCUGCACAAUCAGCUCAUUUUCUUGCUUCUUGUGAUACUGGCCGAGCAGAUAUCGGCGAUAAAAGACGUCAUCUACGCCAUAAACGCCGGCGGUGAGGCGCACGUGGACGUAAACGGGGUCAAGUUUGAGCGUGACCCGCUGUUCGGCAAAGUUGGCACAGCAUCGGACUAUGGCAAGCAGUUGCUGAUCGGCCGCGUCCACCAGCACGAUCACAUCCUUUACCAGACUGAAAGGUAUCAUCAUAGUACCUUCGGCUACGACAUACCCAUCAAGGAAGACGGCGACUACGUCCUCAUCCUCAAGUUCUGCGAAGUUUACUUCCGACAGCCGAACGCGAAGGUGUUUGAUGUCGUUUUAAAUGGUGACCACACCAUAAUCCCUGACCUGGAUAUAUUCAGUAAGGUCGGUCGAGGGGUCGCUAAUGAUGAAGUAGUGCCAUUCAGCGUCUCCAAUGGAAAGCUCUCUAUAAAAGGCGAAGAGUCUGAGAUCAGGGGAGGAAAAAUUAGAGUCGAGUUCAUCAAGGGUUACAGAGACAAUCCAAAAAUCAACGCCAUUCUGGUGCUUAAGGGUUUAGUCGAAGAUGUGCCAAAUUUGCCUCCAGUGUCUGAUUACGAUGACGACAUGCAGGAAGAAGUUGAGGACUUCCAGCGCGCAGCCAACGCACAGCCAGUAAAAAACAGAAAUCCGUCGGGACCCCGGACGCCUGACCCAUAUUCGAUUGACGACUCGUCAAUGAUGCUGCCAGUCUUCGUGGCCAUCGGUGCUUUUAUACCGUUGUUAUUCUGCCUGUGCAAACUGUGAGGGUUGAACGGCCGCGAACUAUAAGGGUGGGUGGUCUGUUGGACACACUCGGUAUGAUGUAAAUGCCUUAAUAUAUACAAGUUCCCAGUGACAAUUACGGCAAACCAGUCCACACUAUCAGCCACAAUAACUAGUUAAAGCUGUUGUCGUUGUUGUUGUUUGCAGCAGUUUUGGCACAAAUUAAUGCUUGUUUUUAUUUGAUUCGUGGGAGACCACUGCUUUUUUCAGACAUUGGAUUGUACUUAAAGUAAUCUCACUUGAACACGUUUGAUAAUUAUUUUGCCUUUCUACUUAUCUUAAGCUCUGGAGGACCUGUUGACAAUCUACAGAUUUUGACAGACUCCCCCAGCAGAGCUCAAUCUAUGGUUGUGUUUUAAUUUCUUAAAUUGUCAACUGUUAUUGAUUUUUCGUUGCACAAUGUGUAAUUUUCUCUCAAAAAUUUGAUUUGUUACAACGGGAUUUGGUCUUGGGCUACAAUAGAAGUUGACAUCUCAUGAUUUGGCUGUUACUCAAGGCCUGACUGUGCAAUUUAAUUUAAUAAGUCCAUCAACCAGUCAAAUCAUUGCCUAUAAAUUUUUAGCAACAAAGACUACAGUGUCCAAUUUUGUAAGAUUUUGGAUCUUGAUUAUUUUGAUUUGCCUCAGCCUGCUCUUAUUACAUCUUGCACUUUGAACUUUUUCCAGAGGUUUUGCACCCAAUUAAUUGCUAUCAAAGCACACAAACUGAAUUUUGGUUAAUACUCUAAAAGUUAUUUUCUCAAAGAGAUGUGAUCAAAUGGUAUAAAUCUUAGUUUCGAACUGCUUAUUACCAUACAAGUCCACGGACAUAAACUAAUUAUUAUUUCUACUAGUCCAUUGAAGAAGCAAAUGCUAACAUGCGGAAUGGAAAGGAGUGGCACAAAUUUUGAGUUCAAGUGUUUGAUUUUUUACUUGCCAUUGUAAUGUCAUAUUGAUGCAGAAAUUUCAAGAAACACGCACUUGAGAGCAAAAUAAUUAUUCAUGUUAAUUGAUGUUUUAAUUAUUAUUCACCUCGAAGAUGAAAAGGUUGUCUGUCGAUAUUGCUUUGCUGCCCAUCCAGGGACUUGGCAUGUUAAGUGUGAAAUAUCGGUACUUUCCAUGUGUGCGAAAGGAUGUUGUGUAUGUGUCGGGAAUCAGCACAAAGAAGAAACUAUUUUGUGACCUGCGAGUGUUUUUACCAAGGUCUCUUGCCACUUUGCAAGUUGUGAUCAUUGUUUUUAAUUUUUAUUAAUUGAUGUAAUCACGUUUUUCCACUGUUACUUUUGAAUUGAACUCUUGCGUUUCAUUGCCAUGUGUUCUUUACAUUGGUAUUUUUGAAAGAUAAGUCAAAAUAAAACCACAGGUUUUUGUUUAA
Messenger RNA from Neocloeon triangulifer, 2256 nucleotides. RefSeq names its product malectin-A. The coding region runs from base 52 to 885 and encodes 277 amino acids. Lineage: Eukaryota; Metazoa; Arthropoda; Insecta; Ephemeroptera; Baetidae. The transcript has 4 exons. Gene Ontology annotation, molecular function: carbohydrate binding. The record is from RefSeq and is a predicted model, not a curated record. Gene Ontology annotation, cellular component: membrane.